CGCUGCUUAAUUGUUUAAUAAUAGAAGUCAUUAUAGCUUAAUCCGGUAGGUAUACCGAAAACAAGUGUCAAAUGUCGGGUUGUUAAAAUGUCCGUAUUUCGGGUAGAAAAUAUGGGAUGAUAGACUUGAAUGUGUUUACAAUGCCGUGUUAUUUCAUCGGUUUAUGUUACAGAUUUUUUGUCAGUUAAAGUGACCGCUGGCUAUUUCAAUGUUAGCAUAUCUUUACCACACUUAAGCAGGGUAAAUUAUAAUGACGGAAUGGAAUUGAUUUCUACUUGGUAAGAGAUGAGAUGAGAUCGUGUGCGUUAUAGAGGUAUGCAACGAUGAGGUUUAGACAGCUAUUGAGGUUGUGUAAAAUUUCAGGCAAGAUCGCCUGUUUCUCGUUGACGUUUUUCCUCGUUUCACAGCGGAUAUUAGAGGAACCACUGGAACAUAUAGACGCCGACAAUGUAGAUGAAGUUAUAAAAGAAGAUAUACAACCAGUGCCAUUUCAAAUCGUUAUUGAGAACAAUCCGGGUAAACGUGAGCUAAAAGUUAACAAAAAUGUUGCUACCCGUUCAAAUUCUUCCGCCAUGAUUCCAGGACUUAUGCGGGUGUUGGGAUUUUCUUACGAUAUUUUCUUAUUCUCCGCCGUCGUCGGAAAUUCCUCAAGCAGCAAUAUAUGGGACACUAUUGUACUCCAAGGCUGGGAACAUAGAAUGUAUGAAAACACGACGUUUGGUUGCUGUAUCAAAUAUAAAAGCGGAGACCUACGGUCAGUGAACGCAACUAGGAAAGUUCACUGGGCCUAUAGGCAGAAGGUUACACUGCCUGUCAAACAAUACAUAUGCUUAAAUCCGAAACCCGGACUUGACGAUCUGCCUGUUGCUGUAACUUUAUCCGGACAGACUGCACAGACGGCGUGUCACAGAAAAUUUAACUGGUACUUGGAGCCAUAUUUCUCGCAGGCACAUUCAAAAGAAAUAGCAGUUUGUACCAAAAUGGUAUAUGGAGAUGUUUCAGCAGACGACCUCUUGACUUGGUUCGAGAUACAUCGUCGGAUGGGCGUGACCAAAGUAUUAACAUAUACGUACGACCUAAAUGAUGAUGCCGCCAAGGUUUUACGGUAUUACCAGUCGCAGGGUAUGGUAGAGACUUUUCCGUUCAGACUCCCAAAAGCAUCUCGUGGGCGUAAAGUAACACAAGUUGGGGUAAAGAAUUAUCAAGCUUGGAACGAUGAACAAAUCCCUGUGUAUGAUUGCUUAGAAAAGUUGAAAGGAUAUAAAUAUCUGGCAACAAUAGACAUUGACGAAUAUCUUAUACCAAAGGGAGGCAAAACGUGGCUCCAGUUGUUUGACAAACUAUGGAAAGUGAGACCUUGGGCAGCCGGGUACACGUUCCUCGUGCAUUUACAUAUAACCUCGUGGGGAGUGACUAAUAACUCGUCCCGGUUUACGGUCGGCAGGUACAUUAACCGUACAACGGCAAUGGUAGACAGGAUGAAACAUGUCACAAGACCAGACAGAUUAGCAGUCGGUGGCUUAUCCACUCACCAGUAUACACCACAAUGGGAAAAGAAAUAUAAAAGGUUUCAAGCACAGGAGUCAGACGGGACAAUACGUCAUUUCCGGGCGUGCAGACGAGACUGGGAGAAGAGGGUGGCUAACAAAACAUGCAUGAAACUAGCUAGAUUUACAGACAAGACAGUGGCUGAUAUUUUGGCGCCAAUUGAACAAGACAUUACAAUGUUAAAGUCAUCAAUUCUGGAAGGUGGAUGAAAAGGCAUUGUAAUCAAUACAUUUAGUAUUAACCAGCAAUAAAUGGAGCUCUCCGUGAUGUAAUACAUGCAGCAAUUCGAAACCAUAUGAAAUCAGAGCUGGCUUUUUAGUUAAGCAAGAAUUAGACAUUGCUAUAAGAUCUCAUAUUGUUAUAAAUAAAUAGGUACGUAUGUGACAAAGUCAGAGCCAAUAUACCAUACUGGAUGAGAAGACACUGGAAUCAAUACGUUUAGUAUACGAUAAAGUUUGAGCUCUCCGUAAUGUAAUACAAUGUGUAACAUGCGACAAUUCGAAACCAGAGCUGGCGAUUUAGUUACGCAAAUAUUAGGCAUUAAUAUAAGAUCUCAAAUUGCGUACGUAUGUGACAAAAUCAAAGCCAAUAUACAUGUACGAUAUUGACAAUAGAACAACCUCUUCAUAUUGCCAAGGCAUAAUAAAUGGACAUCAUGUUUAUUAGGUCUAAAGAUCCUAAAUUAUUUAUGGUACAAAAUAAUGUACGAUUUAACUAUCUUGUUUUAUAUUAAUCAACGUUGGAUAAACGAGUGUGUGUGCUUCAUGAAUCCGACUACUUGUUUCAAAAUAAAUCACAAAUUUUUGGUGACUUCCAUCAAACAAUGGAAAAUAUCAAUCGCAACUGCUCGGCCCUUUUCGUCAAACUUCGAAUAUGAAUAAUUAUGAAUAAUAGCCGAGAUGCUCCGAUUGGGUAAAAUAUUACACUAGUUAUGGCCCUUGGCGUGACAGUCACUUCCAGCAUUAGGAUAAAUAACGGUAUCGAAUCUAGUCAGUGUUUUUCAUUCGCUCUAUAAGAGCUAUAUGUUUUCAUUUUUCAGUAUUUGCUACAUUACAAUCAGACAUCAUACUUUGUGUACUAGUGUUAUACAUAUGAAAUAUGCAGAAAAUGUGUAUA
Messenger RNA from Ruditapes philippinarum (Manila clam), 2664 nucleotides. RefSeq lists its product as uncharacterized. The coding region runs from base 324 to 1757 and encodes 477 amino acids. The transcript has 7 exons. Lineage: Eukaryota; Metazoa; Mollusca; Bivalvia; Venerida; Veneridae. The record is from RefSeq and is a predicted model, not a curated record.